Molecule: messenger RNA, 1311 nt
Organism: Morchella importuna
Lineage: Eukaryota; Fungi; Ascomycota; Pezizomycetes; Pezizales; Morchellaceae
Exons: 8
Coding region: 1-1311 (436 amino acids)
Biological process (GO): carbohydrate metabolic process
Molecular function (GO): hydrolase activity, hydrolyzing O-glycosyl compounds
Source: RefSeq, a predicted model, not a curated record
AUGGGAAUCUUGAGGGUAUUAUCAACUUCAGCACUUGUCAUUGGAGUCGCCCAGGCACUCGUAACCAAAGAUGGAAAGACUGGAAGACUACCUGCCAUGGGCUUCAACUCGUGGAAUGCCUUCAAGUGCGAUAUCUCUGAAGAGGUCUUCCUUACUGCGGCAGAGGAGAUCGUCAGCCUAGGACUCAAAGAUGCGGGCUACGAGUAUGUCAACAUUGAUGACUGUUGGGCCGAUCUAGAUCUCUGGAGAGAUAACUCUACCGGCAGGAUCGUUCCUGACUACAAGAAGUUUCCAGAUGGUAUUAAUGGCACUGCAGCCAAGGUCCACGAGAUGGGGUUGAAGAUGGGGAUCUACUCGGAUGCUGGCGAGAAGACCUGCGCCGGAUAUCCGGGUUCCCUUUAUCACGAGGAGAUCGAUGCAGCAACAUUCUCUGACUGGGGUAUUGACUAUUUGAAAUACGACAAUUGUUAUGUUCCCGAUAACUGGACCGAUACUUACUAUUGGGAAGCACCCUACUCAGAUGCCCCAGCAGAUUGGGAUUGGAGCGCUACCAACACAGCAGAGCGCUACUACCGCAUGAGGGAUGCUCUAGCCAAGGUAGACCGUGUUAUCAACUACGGUCUCUGCGACUGGGGCCAAGCUCUUGUUGAGACAUGGGGUAAUGCAACUGGCCAGAGCUGGAGAUUGACUGGUGAUAUUGGGCCGUACUGGAAUAUGCUUAUGCCAAUUGUGAGCUUUACGAGCUAUAAACUUGAAUAUGGCAACUUCUUUGGCCACAACGAUAUGGAUAUGUUGGAAGUUGGAAACGGAAACUUAACUGAGGCCGAGACAAGAGCUCAUUUCGGACUAUGGGCUGCUAUGAAAUCCCCCCUGUUGAUUGGAACUCCGCUCGACUUGAUUGGCGAGACAGAUCUUACCGUUCUUAAAAACUGGGAAUUCAUUCAGUUCAAUCAAGACCCGGUAUUUGGAGAGUCCGUGAGGCGCUUCAAAUGGGGCAACGGUCAAGACCGCGGCUGGAAGUGGAAUGAGACCAUGCCAGCAGAAUACUACGCCGGCCCUUCAGUCCGUGGCAUCCAUGUCUUCAUUCUUAAUGUUCUCGACACCACACAGUUGAAGUCUUUCGACUUCAGCGAGGUCCCAGGAUUAGAUCCAAAGAAGAAGUACAAGGUGCAUGAUAUGUGGACCCACAAGGAUCUUCCAGGAACAUACUCCAAGAAGUUUUCUAUCAAGGUUGAGAGCCACGACCUGGCCGGAUUAUUGUUUACAGAGGUGAAGAAGGGAAAGAGGAGUUUGUUUGAUGGAUGGUUUUAG